Messenger RNA from Wasmannia auropunctata (little fire ant), 459 nucleotides. RefSeq lists its product as uncharacterized. NCBI's taxonomy places the organism in Eukaryota, Metazoa, Arthropoda, Insecta, Hymenoptera, Formicidae. The transcript is spliced from 4 exons. The record is from RefSeq and is a predicted model, not a curated record. The annotation marks the transcript as partial.
UUCUCCGUAAACAAGACUCGAACGCGCCCUUCGUUUCCACUUAAGACCGAAUAUUUCAUCGAUCAAGAAAAAUACUUCUAUUGGAUAUUAUUCCAUGCGAACAUAGCCUUUGUCAUAGGAAUUAUCGCAAUGUUAGCAAUAGGAACAAUGCUCAUAGUUUAUCAACAGUAUGCGUGCGGAAUGUUUCAAAUCGCCAGUUAUCGUAUGUCACGAGCGAUAACGUUCGUAACUCAACAACAGAAAAGCUUGCAGGACAAGAAUUUGACUUACAAGAGAAUAAUUUGUGCCAUAGAUAUGCAUCGCAAAGCUAUGAAGUUCAUCGACUCGUUUGUAUAUAAGUUUAAAGUAAUGUUCUUCUUUUUGAUCGUAGUCGGAGUGAUUUGCGGAAGUCUCAAUUUUUUUCGGGUCUUUCAAGUGAUCUCGUUUGAAUACGAUAUUAUGGGAUUAUCGUUACCCAUG